Phialemonium atrogriseum is the source of this 1269-nucleotide messenger RNA. Its product is annotated as P-loop containing nucleoside triphosphate hydrolase. The transcript has 2 exons. Lineage: Eukaryota; Fungi; Ascomycota; Sordariomycetes; Cephalothecales; Cephalothecaceae. The record is from RefSeq and is a predicted model, not a curated record. Gene Ontology annotation, molecular function: ATP binding; ATP hydrolysis activity. Bases 1 to 1269 code for a protein of 422 amino acids. Gene Ontology annotation, cellular component: mitochondrial outer membrane.
AUGGAGAGCAACUUCCUCACGGCGAUGAUAGAGGAGGACAUGCUGCGGCGAGCCAUUGAGGCGAGUAAGGCCGAGUCACAUCCCAAGCAUCCGGAGCAUGCCUCAAGCUCAGGCUCUCCGUCUGAGAACGAACCAGGCCAUCUUCAUAAACGGAAAGACGUUGACGGCGAGCCAGAGACUCCGAGGAAGAAGACACGGUCCCGAGUAAACUUACUUGACCUGCACUCUCUCUUGGGUUCUGGUGAUAAGAGUGAUCACGAGACCGAAGACGAGUUUAGCGAAUGCACAGUCCAGCCUGGCAACAUCAAGGAGACGCUCGAACACGUUCACGUCAGUCCCGACGUGAUCGACGCGCUCAGCGUCCUUACCUUGUCGAUCAAGGACCCUGGAGCUUUCAAAGUCGGGAUCUUGUCCAAGCAUACAAGCCUUGGAGUCCUGCUAUACGGACCCCCGGGAACCGGCAAAACCCUCGUCGUCCGGGCCCUCGCUAAGCAAGCCAACGCCAAGAUGCUGGCCGUUUCUGGUGCGGACAUCCGGUCCAAGUUUGUAGGUGAUGGGGAGAAGAAAAUCAAGCGCAUGUUUGCAUAUGCGCGCCAGCACUCCCCGUGUAUCAUCUUCAUCGACGAAGCCGACUCGGUCUUUCGAUCCCGAUCAGCAGAGGGAAACUGUCGCGGCCACCUAUCUGAUCUCAACCAGUUCCUGACCGAGAUGGAUGGCAUCACUUCCAAGGAUUCCAACAGCCCCAUGGUAAUCGCGGCGUCCAACCGGCCCUUCGACAUAGACGAGGGAGUGCUCCGCCGGUUAGGUCGACGCAUCCUGAUUAACAUCCCCGAUGCCGCGGGCCGCGAGCAAAUCCUUAAAAUCCAUCUAGUUGGCGAGACGAUGGACCCGAGUCUCGACCUAGCCGAGAUCGCGAAGUCCACGCAGGAUUAUACGGGCUCCGAUCUCCGAGAUCUUGUCUGGGAGGCUGCUAUUGAGGCCGUGCGGGAGAUGCACCGACGCAACUCGGGACUGGGCAUCUCAAAGGCAUCUCAGCAGGGCGGCGCGGCCGGCGGAGCCAACCGCGUACUUCGCCGGGAUCACUUCCUUUGGGCGAAACGGGUGGUCUGUCCAGCUCCCAAAUCCGAGUUAGUUGCUCUGAUCGGCGAUUUCCAUAGCAGAUUCGGCAGCGCGGAGGGAGCGGGCAGGCGGCACGACCACAGAGUGGAGAAAAUCAACAAGACCAACACGGCCAUGCCAGAGCCAGCCUCGUCUUGUUCGGGAGCUUGA